UGGAACCUGACCUAUUCUCAGCCAUGGCUAAAAGGAUCCCGUCGCCGGCUGCGCCCCAGAUCAGCGACGGCUAUAUCAGAAGACGGCCAGUUCCAUAAGAGGAGGGCGGCCGUGGUGACCUCGCCUUAACCACGGUUAUUAGUUUAACCCGUCCCUUGGGUCGAGGGCGAGUUAAGCCUAUAGCUGGGGACAGCGCCGCGCCGCGUCGCGGCCAAUCGCGACCGUCGGGUCGGCGGACGGCGGCGACGCCUCGGCAGUUGGAUCUCCUCCCCCGGUCCGCCGGAAGAAGCUGAUCCUCCUUCGCUGCCACCCCCCGCACGGCCGCGUGGCCCGGCCUGCCGGAUCUAUGCCAGUUAAUUGUUUAGCAACUCAGUAUCAGAUGCCGUAGCAUCUUAAUGUGUACCCUUGGACAGGCUAAGCCAUCAGUUGAAAAGUUAGCUAACAACGGCUAUAACUUGGAAAACUUGGUUUACUCUCCCUCUUGUUACCAGCUCAAGUAGUGCUUGCCAGGGCACAAGAGAGGAGGUAGUGACAGUUUCCUAUAUCAAUCUAUGCCUCAGAACUUUGAUAAUCCUGUUCAGACACAGAUGGCUGUUGCAGUCCUGGAUCACAGCCUGGGCAGUGAUUACCCCUCGAAGAAAAUAACUGAGGGAAGAUCACUUAGUUGUAAACGUGUGUUUGUCCAAACUGAGAAUGGUUCUGUCCUGGGCAUUGAACUAGAGCCAGGAGAAAAUGCACACACCAUAAAAAAGAAGCUGCAGAUAGCCCUUAAUGUACCCACCGAAGGGAGCUCACUGACAUUCGGUGAUCAAGUUUUAAACAAUGAUCUCAGCUGUAUUCGGAAUGACUCACCAUUGCUUCUCACCAGGAAUCAUAUGCAUAGAAGCUGCUCCACACCUUGCCUCUCUCCCAAAGGAAAGGAAGUUGAGCAGCAUGAUCAGAGUAACGUUAUUGAAAUUUUGGGGUGCUCGAUCCCUUCUACUACAAUGAAGCAGUUGGUUAAGGAUAUUAUUGAGGGAAUUAGAAAUGGUGUUGACCCAAUAGCUGUUAGUGGUGGGAUGGGUGGUGCUUACUACUUCAUGGACACGUGGGGUCAAUGCGUUGCAAUUGUUAAGCCAACUGAUGAGGAACCUUUUGCUCCAAAUAAUCCUAAAGGUUUUGUGGGGAAGUCUCUUGGGCAGCCAGGCCUUAAAAGAUCAGUACGUGUUGGUGAGACAGGGUUCCGAGAGGUCGCUGCAUACCUACUUGACCACAAGAAUUUUGCAAAUGUCCCUCCUACUAUGUUGAUAAAAAUCAUACACAGUGUGUUCCAUGUGAAUGGUAUUGAGUGCAAAAAUAAGGCCAGCAAGAACAGAUCGGAGGCGCGUAACAAGAUUGCCUCAUUGCAGCAGUUCAUCCCACAUGACUAUGACGCUAGUGAUCACGGAACAUCUUGCUUUCCUGUCUCUGCCGUUCACAGGAUUGGCAUACUUGAUAUUAGAAUCUUCAACACGGACAGGCAUGCUGGAAAUCUUCUGGUCAGGAAGCUCAAUACUGGAGCUGGCAAAUUUGAAGCACAGACAGAGCUCAUUCCUAUUGAUCAUGGCCUCUGUCUUCCAGAAAGUCUGGAAGACCCUUACUUUGAGUGGAUUCACUGGCCACAGGCAUCUAUUCCUUUCUCCGAGGAAGAACUUGAGUACAUUGCAAAUCUGGACCCUGUAAAGGAUGCUGAAAUGCUUCGCAUAGAGCUGCCUAUGAUCCAUGAGGCAAGUCUUAGGGUGCUGGUCCUCUCGACAAUAUUUCUCAAGGAGGCUGCAGCUUAUGGCCUCUGCUUGUCCGAGAUAGGGAAGAUGAUGAGCAGACAGUUCACUGGGAAAGAAGAGGAGCCAAGUGAACUCGAGGUUCUGUGCAUGGAAGCAAGGAGUUGGGUUGAGGAAAGAGGAUUGAUUCUUCCAGAAUGUGACUUUGAAGAAGAAGAUUAUGAUGUAGAGUUCACCCAGUUCGAUCUUGACUCUGAAGAUGAUUCAGCUACAUUUGAAACAUCACUUUUCGACAAGUUUGGGUCUAUGGUGGUAAAUUGCAGGAACGCACUGUCAAAAUUAGCUGAGGGCAAUGAAAACGAGGAUGAAGAUGAGGAAGACAAGAAUGAGGUGAGCCAGGAGGAUGCAAGCACUUGCACCAGUCCAGUUCCUAAAUGGACUCCUUCUGCCUCCAAAUUGUCAGUCUCUCUUAAGGGGCUUUGCUUCAGUGGAAGCAGCAAAUGCCACAGUGGUAUUCCAAUGAACAGGGUGAGUACUAAAACUGACUAUAGUUAUAGUGGCUAUCAUAGUGAUUAUCAGUCUGGAGGUCGGAGCGCCAAUGAGAUGCUCCCUCCCAGCUCAAGUUUUGUGAAGCUGUCAGACUUGAGUGCCAAUGAAUGGAGUGCAUUCCUUGAAAAGUUCCAAGAGUUGCUCCCAAUCAUGUUCCAUGACAGGAAGCAAACUGCAGCCCGCGGCCCAUGGGUCACGCAGAGGCUGGGCACUUCAUGCCAGUUUUAAGAACAGGAUGGGUAUGCUUCAAAGGGAACGUAGGCCAAACCUGGGGUACACAUCAGCUGGUGUGUUCUGCCAUGGUAGCAGCUGCGGUCGUCCCGUAUUGGACUACUGGUAGGCGUAAUGAGAAUAAGACCGUCUCAGAUAUGUGUUUUGCAGCAUAAUACUGUUGCGUCUGUGCAUAGGUUUAACACAUGGGUGGUGUGUUGUUAUUUCUGUAUUAUGUCCGGUGAUAUUGGGCAUCAGAUGGGUUGUUUAUGAGGGAGUGCGAUGGAAUUCCUUGUGCUCGGUUAUUGCCAUUGUAAACAUUGUGGACAAAGUUAU
This is a messenger RNA of Phragmites australis (common reed), 2834 nucleotides long. Its product is annotated as phosphatidylinositol 4-kinase gamma 5-like. The transcript is spliced from 2 exons. The coding region runs from base 552 to 2516 and encodes 654 amino acids. NCBI's taxonomy places the organism in Eukaryota, Viridiplantae, Streptophyta, Magnoliopsida, Poales, Poaceae. The record is from RefSeq and is a predicted model, not a curated record.